Molecule: messenger RNA, 763 nt
Organism: Odobenus rosmarus divergens (Pacific walrus)
Lineage: Eukaryota; Metazoa; Chordata; Mammalia; Carnivora; Odobenidae
Gene: ACYP1
Product: acylphosphatase 1, erythrocyte (common) type
Exons: 3
Coding region: 73-549 (158 amino acids)
Molecular function (GO): acylphosphatase activity
Source: RefSeq, a predicted model, not a curated record
UUGGGGAACGUAGGAGGGGGUGGGAGAGGCUUUCUGGGGCUCCAUCAAAGAGCUUGUAUUUUUCUGAGAACGAUGCUCCCAGACCUUGGGGUGUGCCCUUCUCUGGCAGAAGACGGCGCCCCUAGAUGUGCCUUGGAGUCAUCCUGCCGCAGGAUUCCGGUGUCCGCCCACUUAGCAAGAGUGGGCCUGCUGAUAGCCUUUCUUAGCACGCUCGGCUGCUUUGUACGGGCCCCAGGUGUAGGCAUGAACAUGGCAGAAGGGGACACCCUGAUAUCAGUGGAUUAUGAAAUUUUUGGGAAGGUCCAAGGGGUGUUUUUCCGCAAGUACACUCAGGCUGAGGGUAAAAAGCUGGGAUUGGUUGGCUGGGUCCAGAACACUGACCAGGGCACAGUGCAAGGACAAUUGCAAGGUCCCAUCUCCCAAGUGCGUCAUAUGCAGGAAUGGCUUGAGACAAGAGGAAGUCCCAAAUCACACAUCGACAGAGCAAACUUCAGGAAUGAGAAAGUCAUCGUAAAGUUGGAUUACUCAGAUUUCCAGAUUGUGAAAUAAUGACCUGAAUUUAAAUUUUCUAAGAUAAACUCACUGGUUUUGUUUUUAUUGUUAAUAUAGAACAGUCUGUGUUCACUAUUAGAAUUGGUCAGUAAGUUAUGUUAGUAUCAGAUGUUUGAAUAUUACUGUAUAUUAUAUGUAUGAUAGAAAGAUGACAAACUCUACACAAUUCUAAAUAAAUAAAAAUACAUUAGAAACUUCUGCAUAGGGUACU